UGGGAUUGUCCGUCCGUUCUCCGCGUUCCAGAGGAAGCGCCGCAUAAAACCGACCUCAGAGCGCCCAGAGGCAGUUCACUUCUCCCGGGCCCAAUGAGGCCCAUGUCAACGCAUCUCUGCAUUAGUCUUUUAAACCAAAAUAAAAUAGUACGUGUCCGGGUCUUUCUCACAAAGUGACCAUGGCAAACUUCGGCAAACCGCGGCAGGCGCAAGUAGAUCAUGGCUGCAGUUGCGCACAAGAUGAAAUGAGUGGCACCUGAUUUUAUGCUAAUGUGGGGACCGGCGCGAGAGCAGACGCUAUCCCGCUCGCAUCCAACAACGGCUUGGACAUACGGCUCACACGCUCCCGUCGCUGGAGUUGGUGAACUCGCCGGGGCUUUAUGUGAGACGCUGUGCAGUCAGCCUGGUCCCCCGCUCCAGAGACGCACGCAGGAGAACACACACCAGAGACAGCAGAGAGAUGAAGACUGCAUUCCUGCUCUUCUCCUCUCUCCUCGUCCUCGUCUUCCAUGUGACAUGCACCACUGCCUACUACUCUCACCAUGGGAGGAGGGUUUGUGGAAGUGAUGUAAGCAGGAGGGUAUCGUACAGCACAGAGUCGUAUGUGCAGCCAGUUUACAAACCUUACCUCACUAUGUGCCAAGGGCAGCAUCUCUGCAAUUCAUACAAGACUAUGUACAGGUUGUCAUACAGGCAGGUGAGCAGGGCAGGCCCAUCUCUCUAUUACCCAGAAUGCUGUCCGGGGUGGCAAAGAGUUCAUUCCCACAACUGUAAUCAAGCGGUGUGUGUGCAGUCAUGUUUAAAUGGAGGAACGUGUUACAGACCCAACCAGUGCUCUUGUCCGGCGGGGUGGAAAGGGAGACACUGCCAAGCAGAUCUAGAUGAGUGUGCUGAGGGGCGUCCAUGUUCUCAGCAGUGUGUGAACACAGCAGGCAGCUACAGGUGUGUGUGUGUGGAGGGUUUCACGCUGAACACAGAUGGACGCUCCUGUGACCGGAUCCCACCGCCGCCCACCUUACCCCCGCCCCCUCCCACGACCCCCCCACGCAGCCAGCCCAGAGGAGACGAGCCCAAAGACCACCCCACUGCCACAGGUGUAGAUUUAGGGAUGGUGGAGAACGUCACAGAGGAGGUGCAGAUUCUGAGGGGCAGAGUGCAGCUACUGGAGCAGAAGCUGGAGAUGGUGCUGGCGCCGUUCACCACUCUCUUCCCAUUGGCUGGUGAGGAGGGCGUGGCCGGCGGUCUGGGCGUGGUCGGUAGCACCAGCUUCCUGUCUCACUCCUUGCAGCAGCUGGACCGCAUCGAGUCCCUGAGUGAGCAGGUCGGCUUCCUGGAGGAGCGACUCGGAUCCUGCUCCUGUCAGGAAACUUCAAAGCGGUGAGAGCAGAGGUUGGUCGAUCACGGAAGAUUCUGUCUGUCAAAACAGACAUCCCUGUGCCUGAACAUCCAGUGUAUCAACCUAUACCCUCCAUGACCUGCAACCGGUCUUUCACCAGAUCUGCUCGUUGUGCCCCAUUGCCAAUGUACUGCGUCAAGAGACUGUGUGCACCAGAUUCUAUCUACCCCCCAGUAACACACCACAAUCAGAUUCUUCAGACCAGAUCCCCCUAGUAACACACCAGAAUUAGAUUCUUCAGACCAGAUCCCCCCCAGUAACACACCACAAUCAGAUUCUUCAGACCAGAUCCCCCUAGUAACACACCACAAUAAGAUUCUCCAGACCAGUUCCCACCUUGACACAUUUUACACGUCACCACCACAUCCCUUCUUUAGUGUUCUGUCCCUUUAGUCAUUUUAUACUAGGUCCAUUCUUCUCAAAAAUGUUCUUUUCGGUUCCUGUUUAUCAGUCUAUUUGACUUUGUGUUGGUGCAGCUGAGCCCUAUGUGUAUUUAAGUUUUCCGUUCAGUGUUGUCGUUUGUUUAACUUAUAGCUCCACCUGCAUCCCUGCCAUAGGCUCAAAGAGGCGGCUACAGACUAGUGUUCGAGUUCCUUUCCAUGUCUGAAUGUUGAAAAUCUUGUUUUUUUAAUAAACAUUUUGUAACUUUUUUUUAAAUAAA
This is a messenger RNA of Clupea harengus (Atlantic herring), 2057 nucleotides long. RefSeq names its product EGF like domain multiple 7 (gene egfl7). Gene Ontology annotation, biological process: anatomical structure development. The record is from RefSeq and is a predicted model, not a curated record. Gene Ontology annotation, molecular function: calcium ion binding; signaling receptor binding. Lineage: Eukaryota; Metazoa; Chordata; Actinopteri; Clupeiformes; Clupeidae. Gene Ontology annotation, cellular component: cell surface; extracellular region.